AUGUCUUCGUUCGCCCCCAGAGAUUAUCCCAAGCUGAGUACGCUGCCGAUCAUAAGUCUCGCACCGUAUCUCAGCCCGCACGAUGGGAAGGGACGUAUCUCCACGGCGGCAGCUCUGCACGCUGCAUGUCUGCAAUACGGCUUCUUUUACCUCGAUAUCUCCGCAUACGUCAGUCCCGAAGAGCCAGAGGAGCUCACCAGGCUAGCCCAGGAGUUCUUCAUGCUACCACAGAAGGAGAAGGAGAAGAUCGCGUUGAAGUACCAAGAUGGGGCGCGAGGAUAUGCGAGGCUUGCGGAGAAUGUGACGAAUGGAAAAGCGGACAACCAUGAAGGGAUCGAUUUAUUACGACCCGUCGAGCAUCCCGACAAGACGAGACCGCUGUGGGGCGAGAACCAGUGGCCAUCUAUUCCUGGUUUCAGAGAGAAAUACGAAGUGUGGAUCGAGAAGAUGAAGCACCUCGGGUUGAUUGUCAUGCAGGCAAUGGCAGACGGCUUGGGCCUGACAGCCGAAGAGUGGGCUGAGUUGAGGUCUCAGGUGGACGAUUCAUUUUAUGUUAUGCGCAUAAUAGGAUAUCCCCCACUUCCGACUAAUUACGAUGGAUUCUCCUGCGGGGCACAUAAAGACUAUGGAUGCCUGACAUUUCUUUACGCGGAUCCCACCCGCGGCGCCCUGCAGGUAUAUCUGAGACAAAAAGGUUUGCUCAUCAAAGAGUCCAACAAUAUUCGUGCAGAAGAGCACAUCGAGGACGGGAUGUGGAUCAAUGCCGAUCCUAUGCCCGGCUGCAUGGUAUGCAACUUAGGUGAAAUGUGGGAGGUCUGGAGCAACGGGCUGUACAAGAGCACCUUGCAUCGAGUCCUGCACACAAGUCCAAAUUAUCGCGUAUCUAUUCCGUUCUUUUUCGAACCCAACUUUGACGCGGUGGUCAAACCGCUCCCGGCGGCACUGCGCCUACAGGAGGGCACCAGCACUCCCGCCAGUGCGCAAAAGGCGCGCGCAAAUGUACAGAAGAUCUACGAACCGGUUGUAUAUGGAGAUUUCUUGAAGAGAAAGGUCGAGAACAACUUCACGACGAGCGUACAGGAUGGGGACGAGGAUUAG
Sparassis crispa is the source of this 1098-nucleotide messenger RNA. Its product is annotated as 2-oxoglutarate-Fe(II) type oxidoreductase. The transcript is spliced from 9 exons. Gene Ontology annotation, molecular function: dioxygenase activity. Bases 1 to 1098 code for a protein of 365 amino acids. Lineage: Eukaryota; Fungi; Basidiomycota; Agaricomycetes; Polyporales; Sparassidaceae. The record is from RefSeq and is a predicted model, not a curated record.